Messenger RNA from Pomacea canaliculata, 1855 nucleotides. RefSeq lists its product as uncharacterized. Bases 174 to 1364 code for a protein of 396 amino acids. Lineage: Eukaryota; Metazoa; Mollusca; Gastropoda; Architaenioglossa; Ampullariidae. The transcript is spliced from 10 exons. The record is from RefSeq and is a predicted model, not a curated record.
AAGGUGUUUGAAUUUGAAUAGUUUUCCUUCGCAGUCAUCGUUGGCGAUACACUUAUACCGGAAGUCCGGCAUUUGUUGUCUUUGGUUACAACACAUCCGGCGUUCAACAUGUUUUAUUGAUAGCUACACAAUUUUGAGAGACUAGUUAAGUUUAACAAGGCAUAACAGACUUCAUGGAUAGUACCAGCAGUGAGCUGAAAAAUGCCAGUCGAACGUCUAUCCAGGUAAAGCUUCCUUCAGCAGAUCAGGCAGUGCGACACAGUCCUCAUGGACGAUCACAUCACGCAGGUUCACCUGAUGCUGGUCGACUCUUCAAAGAACAGUCAGUCUCACGACGGGGUCACCCACAGCCAGUCAUAACAAUUCAACAAGCAGCCAUCCUUACCAUUGAGAAUGCAUGGCUUAGCUACCGUAAUAAGCAUAUGUUUCACCUGCUCAAGCAUUCAGUGUGUGCUGCGGAGAGCUCUCUGUCCGGUGAAAUCUUGAGGAAGGUUUGUCCCCGUGAGGCUGAGUUAUUAUGUGAUAAGAGUUUCCAAAUAAAAGUCAGGUUCAGAUUUGGUGGUAGCGAGUUUCCACCAAUAAUCUUUUUUAAGAUAUUUUAUCACACAGACAAAGGUGGUCAAUCUGUGAAAUACAUCAGUGGUCGCAAGAUGAUAAGACCAGCAUCAGAGGCGGCAGAAGAUUCCCUAAGACUUAUGGGUAACCGCCAGUUCUAUGACCAAAUGGUCAUGGACACAAUCCAGUACAGUCAGACUACUGUCACAGAUGAGCAUGAUGUCACCACUCUUAAAGACUACAUGCAGUACCUAUCCAACCUAGAUGAGAUGCCUGCUACUCUUGGGGGUCGAGAAAAUAACUGGAGAAAACUCACCCUUGAGAAUUUACCAAGACAGACCAUAUUUUACGAUGUUGUUGACUAUGCUUACAACCACCGUAUGUCCCCUCGACUUAGAGAUGUAAUACCCAUCUUACUGACACAUCCUGUGACACAGGAAGUGCAAGUUGAGCAUAUAAGGACUAUAGGAAAGAUAAGCACUCCUGCUACAAUCCAUGAGUAUACACCCAAGUUUAAGACACCUGGCUUGCAAGGUGAACUGUCUGGCAGGCGCACCAGACGGGCUCAAGCCCGUGCCCUAAAGAUGAGGCGCCUGUACACCAGUGGACAACAGUCUGCAACAGGCAGUGAAAUGCCACAAGAGAUGAACGCAAAAGCUAGCAACUACUUCAUCCAGUCCAACAUCGAUGAAGAUGGGGAAAUUGAAGAAGAGAUGGAUGGUGAAGCCAGUAGUCUUUACCAGUGGACACAGGGCCUUGGUCUCAAUGAUGACUUCAUGUCAACUCCACGGCCCCUCCCAGCACACUAACUGCGAGUUACAUCAUUUCCCUUAUAGACUUGUCCUGCUAAUAAGUUACAUCAUGUUACUUAAAGACACUUCCUGCUAAUAUAUCAUGUGACUUAAGAUAUCAGAGCUUUGCUUAGGGUAGUUUUAUAAACUAAGUGUUCUGACAGCCAAAUAAACUUAUGUCUGGUUGUGAUGUGACAAUGCCUCAUCUGUGCUUUGUUUUGGAUCAAGCGAAGAAUAUUAAAUUCCAAUAAAACCUUUACAGAUAUUGGGAUUACAUUUUUAUGGCAAACUGGGAAAGAAAAGGUGGAUGGACAGUGUAUAUUUUGGGGCAAUUCUGUGUUCAGCAUUGAUCAGGUGUAUGCUGCUGUAUAUGUGGAUGAAUAACUACUUAUUCAACUAUUACUACUUGUGUAGCUUGAGAGCUAGAAAAAAAGAAGCAUGUGGUUUGUUUUGUAAUAUAGUGUACAUUUGUAGAAUGUGAAGAGUUAUAAAACUGCUGAUACAUUGUA